Protopterus annectens (West African lungfish) is the source of this 433-nucleotide messenger RNA. Its product is annotated as major histocompatibility complex class I-related gene protein-like. NCBI's taxonomy places the organism in Eukaryota, Metazoa, Chordata, Ceratodontiformes, Protopteridae. The coding region runs from base 44 to 433 and encodes 129 amino acids. The transcript has 2 exons. Gene Ontology annotation, cellular component: external side of plasma membrane. Gene Ontology annotation, biological process: immune response. The record is from RefSeq and is a predicted model, not a curated record.
GGUUAUCCCUCUUUUAUCAUCCACAGUUCCACCAGAGGCAAAGAUGACUGACAUAGCAGAGAGUGGUAGUACCAAGCUGAAAUGCACAGUUAGUGGAUUUCACCCUCAAGCUAUUGAUGUUUAUUUUGUUAAAGGUGAUAAUGACAAAAUUGAAACAGCAACAUCCACUGGAGUUCUGCCAAACAAUGACGGAACAUAUUAUAUUGAGAAAUGGAUAGAAACUGAUCCACAAGAUAAAUAUCAUCACUCGUGCCACAUUGAGCAUGAAAGUUUAAAAUCAACGCUGAUUGUAAAGCUCGAUCAAACAUCCAAUAUUGCACUCAUUGUUGGGAUUGUUAUUGCUGUUGUUGCCGUGAUCCUUAUUGUCGUAAUCGCAGUGGUUAUCUGGAAAAAGAAGCAAAAAGGUAAGGACGAGAAGAGACUAAUGGAAUGA